AUGUUGAAGGUCGCCUGUUUGUUUGCUUUGGUGAUAUUGGCCACUGCUGCUCCACCAUCGACCAACGAAAAGAAGAGUGAUGAGGAUCUGGAAAAGUCACCGUCUAUUGGAUUGGGAUACAGCAGUCUCGGCGGAAUUGGAUUGGGCGGAAUCGGAAUAGGCGGCCUCGGAUACAGCAGCCUUGGAUACGGUGGUCUAGGAUCAGUUGUCCACACUGUCCCAACUGUCGUUCAUAGUGCUCCCGCUGUUGUCCGCACUAUUCCAACUUACAGUACUGUUGGUACCGUCGGACUUGGUUUGGGCAGCGGCAUUGGUCUCGGAUAUGGACACGGCAUUGGCUUCGGUCACAAUCUGAUCUAUUAA
This is a messenger RNA of Toxorhynchites rutilus septentrionalis, 363 nucleotides long. RefSeq names its product lamprin 1.8-10-like. The record is from RefSeq and is a predicted model, not a curated record. The transcript has 2 exons. Lineage: Eukaryota; Metazoa; Arthropoda; Insecta; Diptera; Culicidae. The coding region runs from base 1 to 363 and encodes 120 amino acids.